GGCCUGACAACUCCGCACCGGUGGGAAAGGCCAAGGGCGUGGAGGGAGGUGCGCAUGCGCGCAAAGUUUGUCCUAAGUUUCGGUAUCUCCCUGAAACACCGAUCCGAGUAUCUGGAGAAAUGAAUGAUUUUGAGGUGUUUUACUGAGUGACCCAGAGUGGUGUCAACUAUCAAGAAGGCGGCAUAUCAGAGUUGUAUAUUCGCUGACAAGAAUGAACUUACCGGUUGACCUGGAGCAGCUGGCAGAAAUAGAACUGCAGAAAGAUGAGGCGGAGCAGGAGCAACCGGAAGGGUGUUCGCUGGCGCCCCCUGGUGUCCCCAGCAGCCAGGACACGUCCCACCCAUACUAUGAUGUGGCACGUCACGGCAUCCUCCAAGUGACAGGAGACGACAACUACGGCAGGAAACUGAUUAUCUUCAGCUGUUGCUGCAUGCCCCCCUCCCACCAGCUGAAUCACCAGCGGCUUCUGGAGUACCUGAAGUACACCCUGGACCAGUACGUAGAGAGCGACUACACCAUAGUCUAUUUCCACUAUGGCCUUCGCAGCACCAACAAGCCCUCGCUUCGCUGGCUGAGCAACGCCUACAAGGAGUUUGACCGAAAAUACAAGAAAAACCUGAAGGCCCUGUAUGUUGUUCAUCCGACCAACUUCAUCAGAGUCUUAUGGAAUAUAUUCAAGCCUCUUAUCAGUCACAAGUUUGGGAAGAAGCUGACGUAUGUCAAUUAUCUGGCGGAGCUACGGGACCACCUCAACUACGACCAGCUCAUUAUUCCCCCUGAUGUCCUUCGGCAUGACGAAAAACUGCGUGUGGCACAGAAGGGUGGGCUGCCUCCCCCCAUGAAGGUCCCGCCCCCCCGACCGCCGCUCCCCACCCAGCAGUUCGGGGUGAGCCUGCAGUACAUCCGGGAAAAAAACCAAGACAUGAUCAUUCCAUUGGUGAUAUCUCAGACCGUCGCUUACCUCAAAGAGAAAGGCCUCCGCACUGAGGGCAUUUUCAGGAGGUCGGCUCGUGUCCAGCACAUCAAGGACGUUCAGAAGCUCUACAACCAGGGGAAGCCAGUGGACUACGACCGUUAUGGAGAUGUCCACAUCCCAGCUGUCAUCCUGAAGACCUUCCUGAGGGAGCUGCCCCAGCCGCUGCUGACCUUCGCCCUCUACAACCCCGUGCAGGACAUCAUGAGCAUUGAGAGCAGCUUGCGGGUCACGACCUGCAAGCGGAUGGUCGAGCACCUCCCCGAACACAAUUUCCUGGUCCUGAAGUACCUGAUCUGCUUCUUGCACAUGGUCUCUCAGGAGAGCAUCAUCAACAAGAUGAACCCGUCCAACUUGGCCUGCGUGUUUGGCGUCAAUCUGAUUUGGCCCAACCAUGGCUCUGUGUCGCUCGGCGCCCUGACCCCCAUCAACAUCUUCACAGAGCUCAUCGUCGAGCAUUACCCCACGGUGUUCAGCUCCCGGUCAACUGCCCAGCAGCUGCUGCCCUGAGGGGCCCGGCAUCACACCGGCACUGGCAAGGCACCAACUUUCUUCUGGACCACAUUGAAUGCUAGUGGGCCUGGUGUCGCCGUGUCCUCCCCUGACACCAGAAACAGGACCGAUCCCCAAGCUAAACCAGCAUUCGUAUCACAAGUGACCACUCCCCCAGUAUGAAAUCUUAUAAUGAAGGCAAGGAUCUUUCUUCUGUUAUUCUGCUGCAGGACGGAUAGUUUUAAUCUACUGUUAUGUUAAUAGUAUUCUUUAUCGCUCAACGUACAUUACCAUCCCAUUUCUUCCAUCUUUAAGGUCAGUGAUGCGUAUCCGAGUAGCAGUUUGGUAGCCUAGUGAAUAUUAAACUCUGAGUAUCAGUUUCAUCCCUCACUUAAUAUUUUUAUUAUGCCCGUUGAGCCAGUAGUUAUGAGUGUUUUGUGGUGUCGUCAGUGUUCUGUGCAGUUUUUUUCAAGUUGCGGUUUCUUCUUUGAAAUGUUCCUUUAUAGUUUCUAAUCGGCCAGGAUGGGGUGACUCUACCCACUGACCUGCUAUUGCCAUGUAACCAUGUGACCUUUUCCCAUCACCAGCCGCCCAGCUGUCCUCCUGUAUGCAUAUACACCUUCAUGCGGACGGGGGAGGUGUGGGGGCGACUGAUCCAGUCUCAGUAUUAUGUGAUUAGAUUGUGUUAGGGGGCCUAUUCAUCAGAAGGAAAGCAAUGAUGAAGGGACACUGGAUAUAAGCAGUGCAGGAUUUCGUUUCCUGCUUCCUGGUCCAAAUAGGGCAGAGUUGGUCCUCUAGAGAGAAGGAGUCUGUUUUUUUCCCCUCUUUCUCUAUGAAUCACAGAGUAAGUCUUUAAACUGCUGCCUUAGGGCAAACAGGCGUAGGCUGAGGUCUGUAGAUGGUAAGCUGGGUCAAUAGAACGAGAAGGGGUGGUACUCUGGGGAGGGUGGAAGUGCCUGCAUCUAUGUUUGGGGGGGUGGUAGUUCAUUAAUAGAGAGGCACCCUGCCUCAUUAUGGUCCGCAGUGGUCCUCUUACUACAAGCAGGUGACUGAGAACGUAACUGACUGUGCUGCUUUAAAUUAAUGGCCACUACAAUAAACUUGUUUGGUUA
Molecule: messenger RNA, 2577 nt
Organism: Brienomyrus brachyistius
Lineage: Eukaryota; Metazoa; Chordata; Actinopteri; Osteoglossiformes; Mormyridae
Product: rho GTPase-activating protein 8-like
Exons: 13
Coding region: 212-1483 (423 amino acids)
Biological process (GO): negative regulation of endocytic recycling; small GTPase-mediated signal transduction
Cellular component (GO): cytoplasm
Molecular function (GO): GTPase activator activity
Source: RefSeq, a predicted model, not a curated record